Molecule: messenger RNA, 6666 nt
Organism: Nerophis ophidion (straightnose pipefish)
Lineage: Eukaryota; Metazoa; Chordata; Actinopteri; Syngnathiformes; Syngnathidae
Gene: c1qtnf4
Product: C1q and TNF related 4
Exons: 3
Coding region: 16-1272 (418 amino acids)
Molecular function (GO): protein binding
Source: RefSeq, a predicted model, not a curated record
AGAGGAGGGGGGGAGAUGAAGCGAGGGGAGGUUUCGCCAAACGGCAGCGGAGAGUCGGAAGUUUCAGCUCCGCGCUUCCCACACAAGCAGGACGGGCGAUCCAAGCUCACACGCAUGCAAAGAGACAAGAUGCUGCUCCCAGCGAGCAUGCUGGUUGGCCUACUCUGUCUGAGCCAUGCAGGCGCGGUGGCGGGUUUUGCUCGUCUGCUGGAAAACGCCGAACUACGGUCGGCUUUCUCGGUGGCCCGAACCAACAGCAUGGAAGGUGGGCCCAAGAUGACAGUGACCUUCGACGCGGUCUAUGUCAAUAUCGGCGAGGACUUCGACCCGAAGACAGGCUUGUUCCACUGCCGAAUCCCAGGGGCUUACUACUUCUCCUUCACGGUGGGAAAGUUCCCCCACAAAGACUUGUCUGUGAUGUUGAUGAAGAAUAGGAAUGAGGUGCAAGCUAUUGUGUAUGAGGAGAAUGCAGGCGAGGAGAAAAAGGUACAGAGCCAGAGUGUUAUGCUGCAACUGGAGUUUGGUGACACUAUUUGGCUGCGUCUUCAUGGCGAUCCUCGUUACGCCCUCUAUAGCAACACCGGACACUACACCACCUUUAAUGGUUACCUCGUCUACCCCGACAUCUACGACUACCAGACACACCAGCAGCAGCACCGUCUUGCUUACAAACCCCAGCAACCCCAGCAGGACAAUGAUAACCAAGCCACAGUAGACGUUGGGUCUGAACCGAGGAACCCAAUGGGUGAGAAGGGGCUGCGACGUCUGGAGGAUGACGAUGAGGAGGAGGCUGAUCCACGAUCUGCAUUCUCAGUCGGCCGCACUCAGAGUAUAAUCGGAGUAAAUCAAGUCGGAGCGCCACAGCACGAGCCAGUCAGCUUUGACGCUGCAUUCGUGAACAUCGGGGAGGACUUCAACGUGACGGAGGGGAUGUUCACCUGUCGCAUUCCUGGCGCCUACUACUUCUCCUUCAACGUAGGCAAACUUCCGCAGAAGACUCUCUCCGUCAAGCUGAUGAAGAACCACCUCGAAGUGCAGGCAAUGAUCUACGACGACAGUCACGGAGAGAAAGCGCUGCAGAGUCAGAGUUUGAUGCUGUCGUUGAAACCAGGCGACACCGUGUGGUUGUACUCCCACCAGAAAGAUGGUUUCGGAGCUUACAGCAACCAUGCCAAAUACAUCACCUUCACCGGCUUCCUUGUGUACCCAGAAAUGUCUCCUAUGACUAAAAUUAACAUUACGAGUCAGUCACAAGCGGAUAAGAAGCCCUAGUCGCCGCAUCUUGGCUACAGACUAAAUGUUGAUGGUGGAAUUCAUGCAAAGUGGCGGGCAUGAAUGAUUCUACAUGGUUCUUCCACGCAUCCACUUCAUAUGAAUGUCUUUGUAAUGUCACUGAGACCGUGCACUGAGUGAGAAUUCAAUGCCUAGUUACUUCGAUUCCAGCAAAAGAAAUCCCCAAAUGUGACCUAAUCCUUUCUUACCAAAUUCAAACAUUGAUUUGCUAUCACUGUUUAACGACGAUAUUAGGAAUUCUGUGCACUUCUUUGUCAGUUGACCUCACACCCAAAUUAAACAGCACGGCUGAAUUAAGUUUGAACUCUCGUUCAACAUCAUUCAAUGGGAACUGCACUUGUUUUGGAACUUUGCCUUUCAUUUACAAUCCUUAUGUUAGACAAUAACACAAAUGUUUUUCUUUUUUUUAUGCAUUCUAACCAGCAAAUAAAAACAAGCAAAAAUUUGCUUACAAUGGAGCCUAUAAGAGUCUAUAAAGUGCUCUAAAAAACAUUCAAACACUUCCAUCAUCAUUUUAAAUACAUGCUGUCAGUACAUAUGUAAUGUAGUGAAAGGCAUAUCUAUUAACCGUCCAUCCAUUUCCCACCGCUUAUUCCCUUUUGGGUCGCGGGGGGCGCUGGUGCUUAUCUCAGCUACAAUCGGGCGGAAGGCGCCGUACACCCUGGACAAGUCUCCACCGCAUCGCAGGGCCAACACAGAUAGACAGACACAUUCACACUCACAUUCACACACUAGGGUCGAUUUAGUGUUGCCAAUCAACCUAUACCCAGGUGCAUGUCUUUGGACAUAUUUACUAUCCAUCCAUUUCCUACCGCUUAUUCCCUUUGGGGUUGCGGGGGGCGCUGGUGCCUAUCUCAGCUACAAUCGGGCGGAAGGCGGGGUACAUCCUGGACAAGUCGCCACCUCAUCGCAGGGCCAACACAAAUAGACAACAUUUAAUAUUUAGGUAUUAUACUAAUUUUAAGCAUACGGCGGUGCAUCGUCACUGAUUACUAUUCACUGCAAACUGACUUCAUAACAGCCAAAAAACAUCAUUAAUAAUUACGUACUGUAUAUUGUCGGCUCCCACCGGUGUGCUGACUGAUGGAAUGUUGAUAUAUUCUAAUUUAAAUGAAUAAUCCUUGCAAAGACACCUAGCGUCAUUUAAUGUCUUUCUCUCCAUUUACGGGUCUAAAGUUGAAUGAAUGAAUGAAUGAAUGAAUGAAUGAAAUAAGUUUAUUUCGGUCAUAUAAUCAACCAUUAACCAUUUUGUGUGACCAGUUUAACAGUACAGAUUAUACAUAUAUAACUGGGACUUUGACUGGGAUUGUUUCUUUGACGCAAAGGAAAAUUGGUACGAGCCAGGUGAGAAUGCAAGUACAUUUUUAUUUAUUAAACACUAUAACUAACAAAAGGGGAAACAAAUGGCGCGCACAAUGGUGGAGAACAAACUUGACUAAUGAAAAACAAAAGACUAGCACAGAGGCUACAAACUAUGAAUAUGAAACAAACACUUGCACUGUGGCAUGAAUAACAACAACUUACAUGGCAAAAACAGCAUAAUAAACAGAGUAGCAUGGCAUGAAGGUAGAUGAGGAAUAUGAAGUUGCCAGGCUGAACACUUGGUAACUACAGGUUUAAAUAAUACCAGUGAUGAUUACAAACAGGUGUGAGGGCUGAGAACAGGGGCAUGACAUGAGGGCAAGGUGAAAAUCAUUGAUAGCUAUGGUGAUAAAACAAACAAGGAAGUGCAAACAUAGGAACCGGUUGUCCAAAAAACAAAACAAAACAUGACAAAAAUGAAACAUGAUCUCAUGGGUGUGACACAUACACAUUACACAGAAAAAGAAAAGAAAAGAAAAAUAAUGACUGUAAACGGAAUAGGUUGAAGCCAAGGCUUAUAUUUGCCUAUCCUAUAACUUCACUGAAAAUAAGAUUACCUUGAAGUUGAUCAACUUGUUGGAUUAUGGCUUCUUCCUUCUACUAUCAAGAUGAGAGGCAUUAUUUAUGAUCUAGAAUCAACUUUCAUGAGCUCCUAGGACAGGAAGCAGCUCACCAGCUUAUGAUGUCAAUAUGUCAGCACAAGCUAGUUACCUCUCUGAUCACGGCGCGGCUAAGAAAAGUUUGUCCGCGCUUAUGAUAACAAUAUCACCAAUACUAUGCAAAUAUUCAGGUCACGAAUGGCAUUGUUGGUGCUUUUUGGAUGAUUAUUUAUUGUUGUUUUAUGAGGACCUCCCACUGACUCCAUUGUAAACUGACUCUUAUUUAUGUGUUAGAAUGCAUUAAAAAAAUAUACAUCGGUGUUCUUGUCUCUCAUAACGAGUGUGAACAGUGUGGAGCAGAAUUUUAACGAGCCGAAGUGUCCCUCAGCAUCAUAAAUAAGUAGUUAUGGCAUACCAUUAUAUCCAUUUGUGGUCUGCAUUUGGUAUUUUUAGCUUGUAUGUAGUGGUCAUCUUUCUCAUUCUACAUUCAAAGACUUCAAAGAUUCUUUAUUAUCAAUUUUCUGCCUCAACUAAAAUCCAAAAGACUAUGUGAACUGUGUAUUUGCUGUUGACAAAAUGGCUCUUUGUCUUUCUCGUGAAGUGAGUGUGAGACACAGCGGCAGCAGAGGAUAAAAAUAUAUAUUUUUUUUUUAAUGGAAAAGUUCCAACUCUAAAUUCAUCCUAAGGGUGCUGUUGAGUUGACUACACGGCAUCUCCGAGCCUGCAUGAUUGUGCACCAUAAUUAGAUUUCAAAUCCAGGCAGCGUUUAAUUUAUUUCCUAAGUUAGGGAACAGAAAGGGGGAAAUUGAAUUUCCUCUUCAAGGCCACUUUAAUAUGCAUGUCGGUUUCAUUUCACACCACGGGGAGAAAUUGGAAAUUGUGAUGACCCUCGACUUUAUGAUAUGACUUUCAUUUUCUGAGAAGCACAAUGCGAAAUGUCACUUACUUUUCUUUGAUCAUUUUCCGGUGCUAAAGUAAUUAAAUAUAUAUAUGUAUAUAUAUAUAUAUAUAUAUAUAUAUAUAUGUGUGUGUGUGUGUGUGUCUUAAUUGGAUUAUCCAGAGAAUAGUGCUCCAUACCGUGGUAGAGCGCAAUAUGUAUGUGUGGGAAAAAAAUCACAAGACUACUCCAUCUCUACAGAACUGUUUCAUGAGGGGUUCCCUCAAUUGUCAGGAGAUUUCUCAAUACGGUUCCCUCAAUCGUCAGGAGAUUGAGGGAACCCCUCAUGAAUAAGCGGUAGCAAUGGAUGGAGAUGGAUGGAUCGAUAUAUAUAUAUAUAUAUAUAUAUAUAUAUAUACACAGCCCGGCCCUCGGCCAGAUUGUUCUAACCCAAUGCGGCCCCCGAGUCAAAAAGUUUGGGGACCCCUGCUCAUAAGUCUGCCAGAAAUAUAUUUCUUAGCUGCGGUCCGUAUAGCCUGCAGUGGUACUUUGUUGUAAUACACCUUUCCACCACUUGAGGCAAUAAGGCCUCUGUCAGUUGACUGACUGACACAUGACAAGCUCAUAAAAUCAGACCAAGUGGAGAACAAAAGUCACGGAGAAAUGUCUUAAGCACAAAGAUGAUGAUUAAUAAUCACAGGAAGUCAGGUCAGCAGUUGCCUCGCGCAGCAGUCCCAGCUGUUGUCAGAGAAGAAAGAAUACCCCGUCGCAUCCAGACUGCAAAUGAAAUUUGAUUGUGCAAAGCUACCGCUGUUAGAGCCUCGGCUUACGGAGCAAAUUAUAAAUGUAAAUGUUAUUUCACUGUCAUGUCACACUAAAAUAAAUCACUGCAAUGUCCCAUAGCUCAUGUUAAUGAGCCAGUCAUUAGAUCCGGUUAGUUUGUGAAUUUCACAACCCUCUAGUGUUUGAUCACAUGUGAUACACUAACAUUUAAUGAAGCAGAACACAAUUGAUUUAAAUUAAAAUUUAAGCCUCAACAGGAGAAAGAUAAUUUGCGGUUUUAAUCAUUUUAAUCUCCUGCGACACGUCGAUUGCAAUUAAUUCCGCAAAUAAGGCGAUGGCUUCAUCAAGCAAUUUUUAGCCAAUUUUAUGAGAGCCAAUAGCUACUUUGGCAACGCUGAGUAGACCCUGUGCUCCUUCUACCGAAGCAAUAAAGGACGUGCAUUGAAGUAGAACGUUUUUGGGGGGGGGUAUAGCUCGGUUGAGGCAACUUGAGGGCUCCAGGUUCGAUCCCCGCUUCCGCCAUCCACUGCCAUUGAGUCCUUGGGCACGACACUUUACGCAUCUGCUCUCAGUGCCACCCACACUGGUUUAAAUAUAACUUAUAUUUUCGGUUUCACUUUGUAAAACCGCUUUGAGUCACUCGAGAAAAGUGCUAUAUAAAUAUAAUUCACUUCACUUUUUAAAAAUAUUAUUGUAUGACAUCCUGACAAUGAAAUUGAAUGUGUCAUGUACCGUAUUUUUCGGAUUAUAAGUCGCUCCGGAGUAUACGUCGCACCGCCCGAAAAUGCAUAAUAAAGAAGGAAAAAAAAUAUAUACGUCGCACUGGAGUAUAAGUCACAUUUUUGGGGGAAAUUAAUUUGAUAAAAUCCAACACCAAGAAUAGACAUUUGAAAGGCAAUUUAAAAUAAAUAAAGAAUGGUGAACAACAGGCUGAAUGAGUGUACGUUAUAUGCGUGACAUGUAUAAUAUUCGACAUGCUCAGAGUUGAUUGUGGACACACACAGUUUCUUGUUGUCACACAGGGGGUUUUAACCAGACACAUCUGAUGAUAACUAAUAUGUGAUAAGUGUCCUGUGUCACACUCCCACAACACUUCUCUCCCCUUCCAUGGUCCUAAUGAACAUUUUCCCAUAGGUACCCCUUUGAAAAAAUACCAGCGUAAGCACAUUCUACCCAAUCAUGUCGUCUGUUAUUGUCUCAACCUCUGUGCUUUUUCCACUCCAGUCACUUAAAAAAAAGACAUCCACAGUGGACCUCAUGAUCAUGCCUCGGCACAAUUCAUAGUGUGUGAAGUGACUUAACCGCUGUCAUUUAAAACAUCCAGCAGCAUGUGGUGCAUGCAUGUAACUGAAAAUAUAAUGAAUCAAAAAUAUCACAGGCCCAGCAAAAGCCUGUUACUGUAUUUUUUAAUAAAAGUCGAGUUCACUUACUGAUUUGUUGAAUGUCGCUGUUCUGUAUGUAGUAAUGAUGAAAGGGUUAAAACUGUGUAUUAGCUACAAUGUUGUACUUAAAAUGGUUCAAAAGUAAACCCUCUCAAAACUAAAUUGAAAUGAUAAAACAUACAGAGUACAUUCAUUCGGUGUGUGCAUUUGACCAUGUCCUGUUUUGAUCAUGUGGCUUGUGUCCUGAGAACGUUGACUAUUUCUAACAUGAUUUUAGUGUUCUACAAAAUAAUAAAGAAAAAACAUGUGUUGGUUAUGUCAUUUGUCACAGAAAAAUAUCUUGGAAAAAAAUAAAACCAAGACAGAUGUA